This is a messenger RNA of Phanerochaete carnosa HHB-10118-sp, 1020 nucleotides long. RefSeq lists its product as uncharacterized. The transcript has 3 exons. The record is from RefSeq and is a predicted model, not a curated record. NCBI's taxonomy places the organism in Eukaryota, Fungi, Basidiomycota, Agaricomycetes, Polyporales, Phanerochaetaceae. Bases 1 to 1020 code for a protein of 339 amino acids.
AUGCGCAACUUUUUUUGGUCUCGUAUACCGUCUGCUCCAGACGAGAUAUAUGCAUCCAGCCUCCAGACACUCCACCUGGGCCACGCCCUCUGGUAUCCCGAACCGCAUGGGACGGGCGAGCCACAGAUAGGCGACGUCGGCUUCGUGGACGAGGGUGCAUUCGUCAGGCUGUUCAAUCUCGACGACGCCUCCGUGCCCGAGAAGAAGGUCGAAUUCUGGGAUCCGCCGUUCGAGAUCACAGAGCCCGUACCUCCGGGAGUAUUCAUGAUCGACUCCAGGCGUAGUCCACUCGUUCCAAAAGACUAUCGUAGCCAUGGGGUGGAGAGCAAGGAAAUGCAUGCCUCGGCAGACGUAGCGGCCAGUACAGGCCUUUCUGUGACUCUCGACGCCAGCUACACAUGCAGGGCGACACAGGGCGCGGUUCUUAUCCUCAAGAGCGAAGCGCACGCAGAGAAGAUACUCAGGAAUCGGUUGUUGAAGAAAUACAUCGUUCGCCACUGCGAUAGAUGGUACGCGUACGCCAGGAAUGAAAUCUACCAGGACAUCAAGCAGGAGGACAUUGUUGUGGUGAGCGGUUGGGUCAAGACCACGGCAGAUUGGGCGACGGUCGCCUUCAGUAACACGAGUACAAGCUCCAGUGCGUCACUGGAGGGCCGCGUUGGGGGCAUUGCCGGAGCUGCAGUCGGCGGGUCGCACUCGAGAUCGAUGACAGGUCCGAGGAUGGAACGGCAAGCGUCCAAUUUCCCUCCUGCCGAGGCGAAGAGGGACCAAUGCGUUUUGUUGAGGCGCUACAAGAUACGAAAGAGGCUCGUGUUUCUGAAGAAGGUUGUUGGGGGCGCAGGCUACGACCAGCUACCGAGUCCGGACGAUGAACAAGGUGCUUCGAGAGUAGGAGUCGCAGCGUGGGAAGACGAGGACGAGGAGACAGCAGACAUCCUGGUGCCCGGGAGCGAGGUACGUUUUCAUUACCGUGUGUUAAGGGGCGCACAAGCUGAUAAGAUGCCAGGAUCAAAUCGCUGA